AUGGCAGUCGUACAAGCUCUCAAAGGAAUCCAGGAAGCGGGCCUCACAUUGGGUCUCCUGGUAGAUUUCAUCAGCUUUAGAACUGAAUCCAAAGAUGUGGCAGAGGACCAGUUGAUAAGCGCUGAACGUGCUAGCCUGAUAUGCUAUGAUAAUCUCCCAGAUAUUCUAGACAGGUGGAGAAAAAGACAUAGGGGCCAUGGAUAUGGCCGCGCACGGAAGGAUAUGUUGGAGUGGGCUAUCAACAAUGUAAAUGAACAAGCGUGGAGGGAAAUGGACUGCAUCAAAAAGUACCUAGAGUCAAACGAGUCUGGGUUUGAACUAGAACAUAUUAUCAAGUUUAAUCCCAUAGAUAUGAUUAAGAUCAUUCAGGAUAAUGCACAUACUGUUUGGAGCAUCCUGCAAAACAUAGCAUGGCUGAAGAGGCAAGUGCUGGAAAAUAGGACAAAAUCCCCCAACAUGACCAUCCUCAUGAUGGUAUCAGCUGCAGCAUACUGUUCCUCAAAUGAAUAUUGCCAGCUUCAGCAACUUUUGUCACUGGACAUGCGUGCAAAUGGUGUCCCGGUUUGGCUCUUUGAUGCCUUUCAUGCUCUUGGGAUUAGCAUGAGCUAUUCAUGGUCCUCAAGAGCAAUUGAUAUGAUUGGCAAGCGACAGCUAGAGCUUGUUCAGCAGCUUGCAAGUCCAACAGCAAACAAUGGUGGUGUACUCUUGCUGUAUGACAAUAUAAAUCAAUGUGAAAAUAACCGGGCGGAAACAGAUGACUCCGGAGUGGAAUCAGAGACUUAG
Molecule: messenger RNA, 783 nt
Organism: Cantharellus anzutake
Lineage: Eukaryota; Fungi; Basidiomycota; Agaricomycetes; Cantharellales; Hydnaceae
Exons: 3
Coding region: 1-783 (260 amino acids)
Source: RefSeq, a predicted model, not a curated record